This is a messenger RNA of Helianthus annuus (common sunflower), 1174 nucleotides long. Its product is annotated as aquaporin PIP2-4. The record is from RefSeq and is a predicted model, not a curated record. Gene Ontology annotation, biological process: transmembrane transport. The transcript is spliced from 4 exons. Gene Ontology annotation, cellular component: plasma membrane. Gene Ontology annotation, molecular function: water channel activity. Lineage: Eukaryota; Viridiplantae; Streptophyta; Magnoliopsida; Asterales; Asteraceae. Bases 83 to 961 code for a protein of 292 amino acids.
GGCUCGUCUUCGGAGUCUUCUGGUGCGGGCGAACAUGCUAUGGAUGCCCGCCCGAGUGUAGUCCGGUCCGUCUCUGGGUCACAUGUUCGGCUUCGGACAUGCGUCUUCAUUGGGCAAAGACGUUGAGGUUGGUGGGCAUGAGUACGGUGCAAAAGAUUACCAAGACCCUCCCCCGGCGGACCUCUUCGACGCGGAAGAGCUCACAAAAUGGUCUUUUUACCGAGCCAUCAUUGCUGAGUUCAUUGCUACCCUUCUCUUCCUUUACAUCACUAUCUUGACUGUCAUUGGCUACAAGUCCCAAACCGACCCUGCCCAUAGUUCUGACCAAUGCGGAGGUGUUGGUAUUCUUGGUAUUGCUUGGGCCUUCGGUGGCAUGAUCUUCGUUCUAGUAUAUUGCACUGCCGGCAUCUCAGGAGGACACAUUAACCCUGCGGUGACUUUUGGGCUGUUUUUGGCUAGAAAGGUGACACUCCCGAGGGCAUUCAUGUACAUUGUGGCUCAAUGCUUGGGUGCCGUAUGCGGUUGCGGUCUGGUUAAAGCUUUCCAAAAGACUUACUACCAUACUUAUGGUGGUGGUGCGAACGAGCUCGCAGAUGGCUACAGCAAAGGCACCGGUUUGGGUGCUGAAAUCAUCGGCACAUUUGUCCUCGUUUACACCGUCUUUUCAGCCACUGACCCCAAAAGAAAUGCCCGAGAUUCCCAUGUUCCCGUAUUGGCACCUCUCCCUAUCGGAUUUGCCGUAUUCAUGGUUCACUUGGCCACCAUCCCAAUCACCGGCACUGGAAUCAACCCGGCUCGUAGUUUUGGUGCGGCCGUCAUGUACGGAAAAGAAAAGGCCUGGGAUGACCAAUGGUUGUUCUGGGUGGGACCGAUGAUCGGAGCCGCCAUCGCCGCCUUCUACCAUCAGUUCGUAUUGAGAGCCGGCGCAGUCAAAGCUCUUGGAUCCUCUAGGAGCAUGUGAGUACUUUUGGAAGAAAUUGUACAAAUUUGUGUCUUGUUUAAUGUGUGUAGUAAUUGUCUUGGGGCGCUUGGUUUUUUAAGGUGCCCAAAAAACUUUACUUUCAAGUCCUUUGAAUUUCUUUUGAGUUUCAUUUUCAGUCCCUCUUGUUUGUUGUAAAUUACUAAAUUGUAAUUUAUGAAUGAGUGCUUUAUGGCUAUGAAAAUUAUCUUUGAU